AUGCCGCUGGCGCAACAAACCUCUGCAUCCCAAACUCCUCACAUCUCGCCCGCUGAGCUUUCGUACCUCUAUGCCUCCCUUUCAUCGCCCGAAGGCGCGAUUCGACCCGAUGGACGCUCACCCACUCAAUUCCGACUCUUGAGCGCCGAAACAGGCAUUCUUCCGGGGACGAACGGGAGCGCGCGAAUCGGGUUUGCGGAUGGCUCUGAAGCUAUCGUUGGCGUGAAGGCGGAGCUGGAGAAGACGCUUGCGACGGAUGCGCUUGACUUGAGACAGUUGCAGGAAUUGGAGCAAGAUGAUGUUACUGGUGGAGGUGGUGGUGGUGAUGAGGAUGGGGGAGAUGGGAGCAGUCGCGCAGCGCCUGGUCAGGGUUCCUGGGUGCAGAUGUCCAUUGAGAUUCCGGGUUUUCGCGACGAUGAUGCUCUGCCUGUGUUCUUGUCUGAGAUGAUGAGAGAAUCGCUGGUUAGUUCGAGUAAUGCUGGCAAUGACGAGGAUAAUCGCGAUAAUAAGAUGGUUGGAGGCUUGAAAGGUCGACUAGUGAUUAAUCGGCGGUGGCAUUGGAGGCUCUAUAUCGACGUGCUGCUUUUAUCUCCACCUCAAUCUUACCCUUUACCACUACUUUCGUUGACUACGCACUUGGCCCUGCUAUCAACGCGAUUGCCCAAGCUCAAAUCGCAAGGCGAAGAAGAUCCAUUCUUCGAGGACGAUUGGAACCUAGCCGAAUACCUCUAUCCGCGCCCGGAAUCAUCUCCCCUGAAACAAAAAAACAAGAAUAAUCGACGACGUCAGGCUCGUCCACCGGUCACUCUACUGGUCACAUCCAUGGGCAGCAAUGUGAUUUUCGACCCAACGCGCGAGGAAAUAUCGGUAGCGGAUGCUGUGCUGGCUGUCUCCAUUGGUCGCGAGCAAGACGCAGAAAACAGCGAUGCGAAUUUGAAACUUCUUUCUAUUCGCACUAUCGAUCCGCCUUCGCGGUUGACUCAACAUGGCGUCCCGGACUCGGAAAAUGCAGCCACUCUGAGUGCUGCUACUAAUGCCACUGCAGCAGCAGCAGACAUCCCACAUAUUUCUGACGAGGAUGUUCCUGGUGUGUGGAAACCCAGGAGGGGUGGCGUAUCGCGCAGUGUCAUAUCUAAAAUAAUCAAAUUGGUUUUAGCUAAGGGGGGAGUUGGCGACGAGGUUAUGGAGGGAUUAGAAGGUGUCGAAGUUAGCUGA
This is a messenger RNA of Talaromyces atroroseus, 1215 nucleotides long. RefSeq lists its product as hypothetical. Gene Ontology annotation, biological process: U1 snRNA 3'-end processing; U4 snRNA 3'-end processing; nuclear polyadenylation-dependent rRNA catabolic process. Gene Ontology annotation, cellular component: cytoplasmic exosome (RNase complex); nuclear exosome (RNase complex). NCBI's taxonomy places the organism in Eukaryota, Fungi, Ascomycota, Eurotiomycetes, Eurotiales, Trichocomaceae. The coding region runs from base 1 to 1215 and encodes 404 amino acids. The transcript has 2 exons. The record is from RefSeq and is a predicted model, not a curated record.